Thrips palmi is the source of this 1695-nucleotide messenger RNA. RefSeq lists its product as uncharacterized. The record is from RefSeq and is a predicted model, not a curated record. NCBI's taxonomy places the organism in Eukaryota, Metazoa, Arthropoda, Insecta, Thysanoptera, Thripidae. Bases 1 to 1695 code for a protein of 564 amino acids. The transcript has 6 exons.
AUGGACCCGACAGAUUUCAAUGAUUUUUUAGAUGCUGACGUGAAGCGGGUUCUGCCUCACUUGAAAGAUGAUGACAUUACAGCCCUUGUCAAUUUUCUGAUUAUCAAAGGAUGUAAGAAAGAGCGGGACCUGAGAAUCAUGACAAUUCCCAUUCUGGAAUCACAACUGGAUCUAGUAGACGCAACAGACCUCUAUAAUGAGUGGCAGGCCAAGUAUGGUGCAAGUCAGCCUUCCACAUCUUCCAACUCCCAUGCCCCAGAAGUCAAUUCAGCUCCUUCAACUAGCAGAGGAGUUCUCUCAGUCAAUUCAGCUCCUUCAACUAGCAGAGGAGUACUCUCAGAAAGGCAGCUCAGGCAGGAGGUGGAGGCACAACAGUUUGGGAUGCCUACAUUUGAUAAGGACAGUCCAUAUAUGCCAGCCGGAGUUAGACAAGCAAUUUUAGAAAAUAGAAGGCCAUUGCCUAGACAUAGAGAGGAUAUGGUUGAAAGAAUGGUUGAUUAUUGCCGGGAAACUGUUCCUAAUUUAUCAAGGAAAUCGUUUAAUUCAGUGGCUGACUCGUUGGUUACACUGUACCCCAAUUCCUUUGAAGACUCAAUUGCUGUGAAUAACAGAAGAAGUAACAGCCUGCGGGCCCAAUUUAAAAGCAAGUUUGACAACGACAGGAGACCAACCACAUUUUCCAAGAAAGAAGUGGAAUCUCCCAAUAUUCCCUCUGCUUUUGGAUGUAUCUCCUGGAGUCCCAUCCUCCCAGAUGGGGAAACUGAAGAGUCAUUGCUUCAAAAGAAGGAAACCCUUCAAGACAUGUUUAGGCUUUCCAAGAAGCAGUGGAACUGGAAAUCAAUAAAAGGCCAUCUUCAAAGCACCUUUUACCUUCAGAGGAAAGAAAUAAAUGGGCCUGCCUCUGCCUCCGCCUCCGCCUCCAAAUCUAAGAAGAGGAAACGCGUGGCAGAAGAAGAGAACGAAGUAGACCAGCCAAGAGGAAUGACUGUAGGCCAAAUUGCAGAAGAAUGGCCGUUCCUUUUCAAAGCAAAGGGCAUGAACAUUCAUUUCACCCAAUUAACUGGGGUUGAUUUCAAAGAAAAAUUUAACAACUUCAUAAAUCAGGAGGGAACUGUACUUGUAGAAUAUUUGGCGUGCAAAAGUGAGGAUUUGGCUAAGAUUAGAAGAAAAAUGACAAGAGCAGAAGCACGUUCCCUUAAGUCUACCACUGCUAAAGCUGUCAUUCAAAUGAUCAUAAUCUAUUUCAAAGAAAAGUUGGAAGACAUGGCUGUUUUUGUUGAGGAAACUACUACUAUUGAUGAUGUGAACGAUGUUGCCACAUAUCCAGAAGAUGGAACUCCUAGCUUGAUCGUCGCUGGCCAAAACUUGUUCUCAGCCAGCACUUUCUUUUUGACUGUCGAUCAGCAAGUAGUGGCAUCAACAUCACACUUUGAAGAAGCAUUUUGUAUGCUGUUUGGCUCCUACUUUAUGCUGAACCUCAAGUUUUCCUCAAAAUUAGAGAUUUCUCUGACUUUUGUCCAAAAGGUAAUCGCUCAGAUCAACCCAGAACAGGGAUCAAAGGGAGACAGCACAGCUUCAGUCCGUAGACAAAUCAACAACAAGGUUCUCAGGCUCAGUAAUGGUCUUCAAGAUUUCAAACAGAAGGUUACAUCUCAUGCUCAGAUUGUUAAACAAGAAUAUCAAAUUGGUUACUAA